CAAACCCCAGCGUCCCUUCCCAAGCCCCUGGCCGGCUAAGCGGAACAGGGCGGAGCCGGUGUCGAGCUCGGCGAGGCGAGGGUGGCUCAGACUCGUCAGGCGCGUUUUUAGCCGGUUUUUGGGGGCGCGGAGUCGGUGAACUAUGCAGGCAGGCUCCAAGCAGGCAGUGCUGGCGGCGGCGCAGGAGCUGCUCAAAUUCGUGAACCGGAGUCCCUCCCCUUAUCAUGUGAUUGCUGAGUGUCGGUGUCGCUUGCUUCAGGCAGGCUUCCAAGAGCUGAAGGAAACUGAGCACUGGGAUAUCCAGCCUAACCGUAAGUACUUUGUGACCCGAAAUUUCUCAACAUUGAUUGCCUUCGCUGUGGGAGCCCAGUUCCAGCCUGGAAAUGGCUUUACCUUGAUCGGUGCCCACACUGACAGUCCGUGUCUGCGGGUGAAACGCAGUUCGAAGCGCAACCAGGAGGGCACCAUCCAGGUGGCUGUGGAGACCUAUGGGGGAGGCAUCUGGAACACCUGGUUUGACCGUGAUCUUUCUGUUGCUGGAAGAGUCAUUGUCAAGGACUCCUCCACAGGGCGGCUGGAGCACCAGCUGCUGAAGGUGGAACAUCCCAUUCUCCGCAUCCCACAUCUGGCCAUCCACCUCCAGCGCAAUGUGAAUGAGAGCUUUGGACCAAACACUGAGCAUCACCUGGUGCCGAUUCUAGCCACAGAAGCCCAGGCAGCACUGGAGAAGGAGGAAUCCAUGACAGGGACAACUUGCAGCACAUCAUUUCAGAAUCGACACCCUCCGGCUCUGUUGUCCCUCAUCUGCUCCCAGCUGGAAGUGAAACCUGAGCAAGUGGUAGAAAUGGAACUGUGUCUGGUGGAUACCCAGCCUCCUACACUAGGUGGCACCUUCAAUGAGUUCAUAUUCUCCCCUCGCUUGGACAACCUACACAGCUGUUACUGUGCUUUGCAGGCUCUGAUUGAAUCUAGUGAAGUACCUGGGGCUCUUGCCCAAGAGCCAAAUGUGCGCCUCGUUGCUCUUUAUGACAACGAAGAGGUUGGUUCAGAAAGUGCCCAAGGUGCGAUGUCCCUACUCACUGAACUCGUCCUUCGGCGUAUCUCGGUGUCACCCCAAAACCUGACAGCAUUUGAGGAAGCUGUACCAAAGUCCUGCAUGAUUAGUGCAGAUAUGGCCCACGCAGUGCACCCCAAUUAUGCGGAUAAGCAUGAUAAGAACCACCGACCAGAGUUCCACAAGGGGCCUGUAAUCAAAGUGAACAGCAAUCAGCGUUAUGCUUCAACUGCUAUCACGGAAGCACUGAUCCGUGAGAUUGCCAGCCGUGUGAAUGUCCCCCUUCAGGAAUUCAUGGUCCGGAAUGAUUCUCCCUGUGGCACCACUAUUGGCCCCAUCCUGGCCUCCCGCCUUGGCUUGCGCGUGCUAGACAUGGGCUGCCCACAGCUCGCUAUGCACUCCAUUCGCGAGAUGUGCUGCACAUCAGGAGUCCUUCAGGCCACGACUCUUUUCAAGGGCUUCUUUGAGCUGUUUCCAGGCCUGGAUCAAGAACUGACGAGCUAUUAAUGAACGUCUCAAAUGCUGGAAGAGGCUAGCCCCUCACUUUCUUUCCCCCAGUCCAGAAAACAAUUAAAACACCUUUAAUUCAG
Molecule: messenger RNA, 1644 nt
Organism: Pogona vitticeps (central bearded dragon)
Lineage: Eukaryota; Metazoa; Chordata; Lepidosauria; Squamata; Agamidae
Gene: DNPEP
Product: aspartyl aminopeptidase
Biological process (GO): proteolysis
Molecular function (GO): zinc ion binding; aminopeptidase activity
Source: RefSeq, a predicted model, not a curated record